Messenger RNA from Marchantia polymorpha subsp. ruderalis, 3032 nucleotides. The record is from the annotation of a GenBank genome assembly. Lineage: Eukaryota; Viridiplantae; Streptophyta; Marchantiopsida; Marchantiales; Marchantiaceae.
AUUUGCAUAGCAUGGGUGGGCACAGGUAAUGCUAUAAGUGGGAAUGGGUGGGUUCAGGUCGCUGCUGAUGGUUUUGGUCUGGUCUGGGUGCAGAUUUGAAGUAAAAUGUUGGCCUCUGCUCUAUAGUUAAGAGACAUGGAAGCCAGAAUCUGCCCACAACUGGCAAAUUCAUGACCAUCAGUGAACGGAUGAUUAGACGUGUCACGGCACUGAAGGCAAUCCCUGAGAAUCCGAACGCAUCAGUAUUCAGAGGCUGGAUCACGAGGCGAAAGAAUGAGCAGCAGCUAUGAAAGUCACUUCACAAGAGCGAGCAUUGCGGUCUAAAGCUCAAGUCGAAACACCGACUGCGCUUGAAGAUGCAGAUAUUUCCUUCUAUCGUGACGGUGUACCGAUACGAGUGUCAGAAACGCACAAAUCUCGCAGCAUGCAAGACCUGCAGUCCUCUGUUGAAACGUCGAAGUAUAUAUGUGAAUUUCAAACAGGACAUGGACAUCGAGAUGAAGAACGAGUUUCUUCGCACGGUGAGAAAAGAGCAAAGGCUGUCUCGAAAAUAAUCCAGUCUUGUAAAGUGGAGGAGUUACGUUCAUCUCUGAAAGCAUGGGAGCACGGAUCUGGUCUUAAACCCCGACAUGAAGAACAAGGGAAUUCUGCCUCCCUCCUCGAUGUAACAACUUCUAUUAACAGGCCACUGAAAUCUUGCAGUUUGAAGGAGCCUCUCUCAUUUUUCAAGGACGAAAACUGCAAGUGCAACCAAGUCAAACCUGUAAGCCGUAAGUUGCAAAUUAGGAGAAGCUUUCAAUCAAAAGGUCGCAAUAGUCAUUUUAAAGGUAGCAAAAUUUUCAAGGCUGGAAGUAAAUAUUUGAGCAUGAAGAUUGUGAACGUACAGAAAGUUGAGAAAUCAGCUCACCCUGUGCCUACACCAAAGUCCAGUACUACGAGUGGGAAUGAAACUUGGAUGAAGGCCAAUGAUGUUCAUGUGAUUGGAGACUAUGCAUCGAGGACAUCCAAGGCAACGGACGAAUUUCCCAGGAGCGGAAAGCUUGCAGUAUCAGGCUGUAGGGUGGACAUUACAAGUGGAAAGAGAAGGCGAACUCUGACUGAGAUCCUUCUCGGGCUCUUCAAGGCUGGAAGUAAAGAUUUGACCAUGAAGGUUGUGGACGUCCAGAAAGAUAACAAAUCAGCUCACACUGUGCCGACACCAGAGUCCAGUACUACGAGUGGGAAUGAAACUUGGCUGAAGGCCAAUGAUGUUCAUAUGAUUGGAGACUAUUCAUCGAGGAUAUCCAAGGCAACGGACGAAGUUCUCAGCAGCAGAAAGCGUGCAAUAUCAGGCAGUAGGGUGGACAUUACAAGCGGAAAGAGAAGGCGAACGCUCACUGAGAUUCUUCUCGAAGCUCCUCCUGCAGGUGAAGCAAAUCCAGGACAUGAUUCUAAGCCUCGUAAGAAGCGGUGCAGAAAGCUUCUCGCCUCGCCUACAGAAGCAGCUCCAUUGGGCCCGCUUGAGCCCGCUGACGGCCAGCUACAUUCUGCACCGACAGAAGGAUGCAGAACAACUUUUGGAGAUAGUCCUCUUCGACAGUCCUCAGCUGCAGGUCUGAACUCCAGGCUUCAGGCGGACGCACAGCAUCAAGCCCAGGACCAUGAAGGAGUGCAGGAAGGAGCUCGGAUCGAUGGCCGUGCUGAUGAAGGUCUGCAGCGAAUGGAUCCAGGAAGGUUGGAGCAUACAGAUGAUCGAAUCUUCACAAAGACCUCGGCUCCGGACGAAUGUAUGUCUGGCCUCAGAUGCCGUUACGAUUUUGGUGCCCUCGACGAUCAUGAGAACUGUAAAUUUAGUUUUGAGCUUAAGCAUGAAGAGGUUGCUAAGUUUCUGCAUGCAGUUGCCAUGAGUUCUGAGGGGUUUGAAAUCGGAGAAGAUCUUCCGGUGCCCCCAAGUUCUACUUCUUGCUUCAUAUCCCGCCAGCCUGGAGAUCAGGAGACUCCCAUGGAGAUAGAUGGUUCCGAUGAAUCAAGAAAGUGCAUGAAAUAUGUGGAAGCAAAGAGUCCAGCAGAGGCUGGGCUCGAAGACUCCAAGACCGUAAUUAAUUUCUCGAUUUCGUCCAACAAUGUUCUGCCUGGCCCUCCCGAUCAAAUCGAAGAUAAAGAGCGUGCCGAGUGGAAGUACAUUCGUCGAAAUGUAUUUCGCUGCCGACAGAGGAGGAAGAAGAAUGGAGAGAUCAUGAUCUGUCAAUGCAGACCAUCGAAGGGAGAUCAAGCUGGCUGCGGUGAUGGGUGUCUGAAUCGUCUCCUGAACAUCGAAUGCAAUCAAGAACUUUGUCCGUGUGGAGCAUCAUGCUCCAAUCAGCGUUUUCAGAAACAGAAAUACGUCGCGAUGGAAAUCAUCGAGUGCGGAAAGAAGGGAUACGGGUUGAGGAUUAUGGAGAAUGCUCGCAAGGACACAUUUCUCAUCGAAUAUGUCGGAGAGGUCCUGGAUAAAAGGGUGCGGGCAGCUCGAGAGCAAGACUACAUUCGUCAAGGUCGAGAACAUCUUUAUUUUAUGAGCUUAAGCAGAACUCAGACCAUCGAUGCUUCUCUGAAAGGAAACUUCGGUCGAUUCAUCAAUCACAGCUGCGAGCCAAACUGUAAGACGGAGAAAUGGAUGGUCGACGGAGAAAUCUGCAUUGGAGUUUUCGCCAUCACAGACUUGGAAAAGGGUGAAGAAAUUACGAUCGACUACAACUAUGUCUUCGCCCGUGGGUUGUGCGUACAAAAAUGUGAAUGUGGCCAUGGAAAAUGCCGUGGAUACAUUGGACUCAAAGGUCGUGGUCCUUAGCGUUCUCACCCUGACAUUUACGAUGUUUAGUCUCCAAUGGAUCCAAUCGGCAGUUCGUUUUGGUGCAAUUUCAUCGAUCAAGUAUAUUUGACGGUAAAACAUUUUCAGAAUGGUCAAUUCUUGAUGUGGGAAUUUCUCCUUCCAAGUCUUGAGAUAGGCACAUCGUACACUUGCUUGUAAUACAUAAUUGUCUCGUUUACGUAUCACACAUUUAGCUUGUUCA